AUGAACUUCCUUCGGUGGCUUACCUUUGAGCGCCAACAAAAAGGACUGCUAUGUGAGAUAGUAUCGUCGGAUACGAUUUUGCCGGUCUACUACUUCGACGACACGCCACUUCUACGGAAUAUCGUGCAAUGCUGUACUCUUCGGUUCAAAGAAAUACUUGACCCCGAAAUGUUGCAAAGUUCUUUAUCGCGGCUCAUCGAGCGGGAGGGAUGGCGUAAGCUCGGGGGGCGUAUCCGUUUGAAUAAAGAACAAAAGUUGGAGAUUCACGUUCCUCACCUGUUCACUGAGGACCGACCCGCAGUCAAUUUCAAUCAUGAAGAGUUCCACGUCAGUAUCGAUGAGCACCAGCUGGCUUCAAAGCUACCUGCGCCCACCCCAGACGUUUUGUCAGUGCAAAGUGGCCCUCCAGAUUUUAGGAAGCUUGCGGUGCCAUCAAGUGCACCAGUGUGUCUGGAUGACUACCUUGCUUCCGACCACCCGCAAUUGGCUUUGAAAGUCGUGUCAUUUACUGACGCGACGCUUGUGUCGCUUCACUGGCCUCAUAUAACAGCAGAUGCAAUGAGUUUGCGGGACUUGGCUAUGGCCUGGAGUCUUGUGCUUGCUGGGCGAGAGUCAGAGAUUCCGCCGAUGCUGUCUUCCGGCGACGACCCGAUGGCGACUCUCGGUAAGGACCCCAUCUUCCAAGGGGCUCACAUACUUGAAAGGUAUCAAGUUAAGGGGUGGCGGUUCCUCGUUUGGGGAUUUCGCUUCCUGUUUGACUUAUUGUGGUGGCGAAAGGUGGAAACACGGACUGUGUUUCUUCCACACAGGGUUGUGAGUCAACUGCAAAAUAACACAUUAAGUUCAUUUCGGGUAAAUGUUGAGAGUGAUGUAACGACUGAGAGCCGGGUUCCUUUCAUCAGCGAGGGGGAUGUUGUGACAGCAUGGAUGUCAUUGAUCGCAGCGUCGGCUCUUCUGCCCUUGAAGUCGCCGCGGACUGUUGGCAUUAGCAAUGCGUUCGAUCUUCGUUCUCGCCUACCAUCCAUAUUCUCAGUCAAACAGGAGGAGGGCAGCUAUGUGCAAAAUGCCGUCUUUCCGUGUUGGACAAAUAUCAAUGCUUGUGAACUUAUUGGAAAGAGUGACGCUCUUGGAGUUGCAGCUCUUAAGAUCCGUAAAAGCAUCGAGACACAAACCACCGAAGCCCAAGUUCAUGCUUUGGCACGCCUCACUCGAGUAUCACUGGCAAAAACAGGCUUGCCACCAAUGUUUGGCGAUACGAGUUCUUUCUUGAUUACAGCAUCGAACUGGUCAAAAGCUCGACUUUUUGAGAUGGUUGAUUUUGGCCCUGCAAUUCAAUCACAUAGUGCUUGGAAGGAUAAGCAAUGCACCUUGACUAAGAACAGCCAAGAUGUCAGUCAGAAGAUUGGAUCUGUUUCUCAGGCUGUCAAAUGUAACCCGGUGUACUAUCAUGUUGACAAUGUGAGCCCGAAUAACAUGUUAGCACGGAAUGCCUUCUUUUUCGCGUGUACGCCGAAUGGUGAUUACUGGGUCAAUGGAUGCUUCCCCAUUGCCGUCUGGAAAGCGAUAGAGAAAGGAAUCGAUGACAGCUACCUACUCAGCCAAAAAAGCCAAUGCUAA
Molecule: messenger RNA, 1617 nt
Organism: Penicillium pulvis
Lineage: Eukaryota; Fungi; Ascomycota; Eurotiomycetes; Eurotiales; Aspergillaceae
Exons: 2
Coding region: 1-1617 (538 amino acids)
Source: RefSeq, a predicted model, not a curated record